AUUCGCUUGUUGUUGACCUAUAACUGUAUGUAUAUAAAGUAAGUGCGCAAGUUGAGAACUAGGACUCUUAUUAUGGCAGAACGCUUGCGUAGAAUUCGGACACAUCUCUCGGCUAAACCUUGUGCCGUAGGAAGUCUUCAACACCACCAGGAUGAUAACUUCCAAUAUACCCUUAGUGGCAAAUCUGUUUUGACCAAGGAGCAGAGAGAAUUCUACGAAAAAAAUGGCUAUUUAGUGAUAAAAAAAUUGGUUCCCCCAGAGAAAAUUCAAAAAUUUGUGGAUAGAUUUGCUGAAAUUGUUGAGAAUAAAGACGAUAAAGUUCCUGGUAUGAUUAUUAUGAGAGAUGUUGCUGUAGCCAAAAAACUUGAUAUGGAACCGCAUAAGGCUAUAAAUAAACUUCAAGACUUUCAAGAAGACCCUGUUUUAUUCCAAUAUUGCUCUCUUCCAGAAAUAAUAAAUUAUCUUCCAAGCUUUAUUGGAGAUAAUAUUAUGGCUAUGCACACUAUGCUUAUCAACAAACCACCAGAUCCUGGUACCGAUACAUCUAGACAUCCAAUGCACCAAGAUUUACAUUACUUUCCUUUUCGGCCAGCCGAAAGGAUAAUAUGUUCUUGGACGGCAAUGCAAAAAAUUAACCGUGAAAAUGGAUGCUUAGCCGUUAUACCCGGAUCACACAAAGGCGAACUACUUAAGCAUACUUAUCCCUCUUGGAAGAAAGGUGUGAACAAGAUGUAUCAUGGAGUAGAAGAUUAUGAUCCCAAAAUGCCGAGAGAUUUCCUCGAAAUGGAACAAGGCGAUACCGUCUUCUUCCAUCCCCUUCUAAUUCAUGGUUCCGGAUCCAAUAAGACAAACGGAUUUAGAAAAGCAAUUUCCUGUCAUUACGCCUCAAGUAAUUGUGAGUACAUUGAUGUGGAAGGUACUGUGCAAGAGAACAUUGCCAAAGAAGUUUUAGAAAUAGCUUCUAGACGGGCAGGUGGACAAAUUUCUGGUAUUAAAUAUCACGAUAUUUGGAGAUUUCGAGCAAGAUUGGUUAACGGUGAAAAGGUGAAUCUUUGAAAGAGAAUGGUCAUUUUGAUUUAUUGAAAAACAUGCUCUGUAUUUUUUAUUCCCUUUCAUGAUUUCCUUCCUUUCAGUAUAAUUGGAAAACAGUAAUAUCGUUAAACUAUCCCUUAAUUUGAUGCAUUGGUUUAAUUGAUCAAAUAAAACUAAUGAACUCAUUAAGUCGAUAAUUAUCUAUAUAGUUCAAAGAUUAGAGAAUCUUGAAAGCAUUUUUAAGAAAUUCACAGAUAAAUGACCUACACCGCGCGACCUUUCACGUUCUCUAUCGGAAAUAAAUAAAGACAACACAUAUUUAUUGAUUAUUGUUUAUUACAAAGUUCUCUUAUCUCACCUGCUUGCUCUGUUUACAAACAAGUACAAGCGUCCUUUAUUUAUUUUUCAAACAAUUUUAUAGAAUUAUAGGAAUUACAAAUGGAUUAUCUGCUUGUUAAGAGUCUAAUUUAUAUAUUUCAUUUUAUUGCUAUUACUAGACAGUUUAAUUAACAUGGACUGCCCACCUGAAAGACUUUGAAAACGUUAAUUAAAAGGAAACUACAUAAGGCUCCGACAAGAGAACCACCUUGAUUAACCACACCACACCAUAACAAACAUUUCCUACCGUUAUUCAUUAAUAAAGUGGCACAACAGACUUUAGCAUAGGAUAAACAUGCAAAGAGUAUGACAGAUGUUGAAAUGAUUAGGCAUUUCCCAAUCCAACCUUCUUUAAAUGGUACUUCAGGACUGUAUGAAGCUAUUGUCAGAUGAUAAAUACAACAAAAACAGCCUAAUACAGUUAUUAAAACAAUAUAACAUGAAUUUUUCAUACAUUUAAACAAGGCAAUGAAACAUACAAGAGGGUUUGCCAACAUACCAAGCCUAACGGACAAAUUGUAGGCCUGAUUUCCGUAUGGUAAACAACUAUAAGUUUGAAUAGACGGAAUGAUACCAUUUGUAAAGGCGUUAGAGACAUAUGUAACAGUUAAAAGUAAGAUAACUUUGCCAGUUUCAUUUUUAUUUGCCCGAUUUGAUUGAAUUUGAGAAUCAGAUUUCCCUAAAGGUCUUGUUUCAUUUUUGUUAUAAUGCUCCAUUCUUUUUCGAUAAUAAAAGUGAAGGAUAGAAAAGGCUAUACAUGAAACAGUUAAAACUGUCAAAAGAAAGAGCAUGAAGGCAGAAACUGAGAAUUUUGGGUCUUUAUAUUUAGGAAUCAAAAUCCAUUGUGUUGAAUUGGUUGAAUUAACAGUUUGAUUAAAGCAUACUGGCUCAGAACCUGUUCCUUGAAUGAGACCAACCAUUGAGGGCAGAAAUCCACUUAAACCUUCACCAAAGUAUAAAGCAGACAUAUAUUGUGGAUGGAAGAAAGCCAUAUAAGGCAAAUAAACUACAGAGCUUGUACAAUCAACAACAGCAAGUAACGAUGCAAAAAUGAAAAGAUAUAAGGAUCGCUCUUUUCCGUUGAUUAUGGCAGUUUUGUUCCAAAAAGAAUAGAGCAUGACGGUAGAUAUCAUGCCUACGACUAUUAUUAUAUAUAUGACGGGCCAUUCCUUUAUUCUUUUAGAUGAAACCUUUUCAAGUAAUGUAUAAAUGAGUGGCCCAAUAUUUGCUAUUUGAAUUAUGAUAACUAAGUAAGACGAUAGAUUCCAAGAUUCUGGUAAACGGUCAACAAAAUAUGGCAGUUCUACCCAUAAUCCAUUAAUAUCUAUCCAAGAAGAAGCUGCAAAGCAGGUGAUAAGAAUGUAAAUCUUCCAAUCAACAAAAAUUUUCCUAUUAUUUUUCAAAGGUGGUUUGUUUUGAACGAAAGAGUUUGUUAAUUCCUCCAUUUGUUUAUCAGAGAAUAUUCCAGAAUAUUCAUUUUCUGUCAUCGUCUGAAAGCAAUUGUUAAAUGAUUGAAAAUAAUUUUAAAUUAGAAAAGUGAAGGAUGAAUAUGCGGGCGGAAGGGAACACAUGGCUCUAUUUGAAAAAAAAUUCCCCCAGCAGUUGUUGAUAGCGGCAUUUCUAAUUUCGUAAUUAUUAUAAAUAUUUUAAUAUUACAUUAAAUUGUUAAGACAGCUGUGAAAAUAUAGGUACAAUAAGAUUUUUACAGGUACAAAUUUUACACUCACGCCUAUUCUUUAUACUAUCGCGUAAUAAGUCACCUUCAAUCUAAUUUCAUUUUUAUCAAAAAUGAAAGUUGAUUAAAUGUGCAAGUCCUCACUUCACUAUUUAAGAAUAAAAAUGCCAAAGCUUUUACUGCCAAUAAGGUGAAAACGUGUCAUCAGUUUUGUUACUUGUUCUUGACAUGAUGAAAA
Dimorphilus gyrociliatus is the source of this 3323-nucleotide messenger RNA. The record is from the annotation of a GenBank genome assembly. Lineage: Eukaryota; Metazoa; Annelida; Polychaeta; Dinophilidae.